CGCCGCUGCCCCGCCUCCUAGCGCAAGCCGAAAGCGACUCGAUCUGGGCCUCGGGCUGUGGCCGCUGCGGCCCGAGUGGUGGCCCGCCCUUCAGGUGGGCGGCUGUCUGGGUCUGGCGACCUCAGCGCUCCUCUGCCUUGCCACCUGGUGCCCGGCUCGCGACUCUGAUCACCCCUCACUCCUUGCUGCGGAGAGCCCCGCAGGGACGAGGCGGUACGGCGGCGAUCGCCUUGGCCCCCGGAGCGUCCAUCGAGCCGAGUGGAGCCGGCCUGGCGCCUCGGCCGCCGGCGGACGGACGCGGACACCGAGCACUAGGCUGCUGGACCUCGGCACGUUACGAGACUCACCUGCGGUACCGCGGAGGAUUACUCUGAAUUGCGGUGGGCAUCUGUGUCCCGAACGAAUUAGAACUUAAAAUCUAAUAUUUCGGGCGCCAUGACGUUGAGACUCUUAGAAGAUUGGUGCAGGGGGAUGGAUAUGAACCCUCGAAAGGCGCUGUUGAUUGCUGGCAUCCCCCAGACCUGCGGUGUGGCAGAAAUCGAGGAGGCUCUGCGGGCUGGUUUAGCCCCUUUGGGGGAGUACAGACUGCUUGGGAGGAUGUUCAGGAGGGAAGAGAACAGGAAUGUAGCCUUAGUAGGCCUUACUGAGGAGACUGUUCAUGCUCUGGUCCCUAAGGAGAUACCGGGAAAAGGGGGUAUCUGGAGAGUGAUCUUUAAGCCCCCUGACCCAGAUAAUGAAUUUCUAAGCAGAUUAAAUGAAUUUUUAGAGGAAGAGGGGAUGACAGUGAGUGAGUUGACCAGAGCUCUAGGGUAUGAAAAUGACCCUUUUGACCUAGACCAGGACAUGAUCCCAGAAAUUCGGGCCCCUAUGUUGGCACAGGCAUUGGAUGAGGCUCUUCAGCCUGCCCUGCAAUACCUGCACUAUAAAAAGCUGAGAGUAUUCUCGGGCAGGGAUCCUCCAGAAGUAGAAGAGGAAGAAUUCGGACCCUGGUUGUUUCAUACUACUCAAAUGAUCCAGGCAUGGCAGGUGUCAGAUGCAGAGAAAAGAAGGCGAUUGCUAGAGAGCCUCAGAGGCCCAGCAUUAGAUGUUAUUCGUGUCCUGAAGAUCAGCAAUCCUUUAAUUACAGUCCGUGAAUGCCUGCAGGCUCUUGAGCAGGUAUUUGGGGUUAUAGAUAAUCCUAGGGAGUUGCAGGUCAAAUAUCUGACCACUUACCAGAAGGAUGAAGAAAAAUUAUCUGCUUACAUACUAAGGCUGGAGCCUUUGUUACAGAAGCUGGUACAGAGAGGAGCAAUUGAGAAAGACAUUGUGAAUCAGGCCCGCUUAGACCAAAUCGUUGCUGGAGCGGUCCACAGAACAGUUCGCAGACAGUUUGGUUUGCCAGAGGAUGGCCCAGCCCCUGGCUUUUUGCAGUUACUGGCACUGAUAAAGGAUGGAGAAGCAGUUGAGGAGGAGGAGGCCCUUCUCCAGGCAGGAUUAGGAGAACAUUUCACCUGAAUCUCAGGAAGGGGUAUCUGUCAAUAAGUGGAGCAUGAAAGUAGAAGAGUCUGUGUACUCCAGUGAUAGACAUUAACCAAUCCCUACCUGUGCUACCAAGUAAGUAAUUUUCAUGCAGGUCUGAGUAUAAACCCUUUGUCAUUUCUGUGCCUAUUUAAUGUCUCCUAAGUGUGUCAUUGACUAGGAAGGGUGUAGUUCUGCACUGCUAUUUAUUUAAAACUGCUAUUAUCUAUUUAAAUUAGUCUCUGUGAAUUUUUUAUCAUGCAAAAUUGUACAAAAGGUCUGUCACUACAUAUGUUUAGUGCUCUGAGAGGAUGGGGAAGGCUCAGGUGCACAUGCUGACCAGAUCUCAUUGAGAUGUCAGCUUGUUUGGUAACAUGUGCAAGUGUAGCAUGUCACAUGUGAUGAUGUUACAUCAAUAGUUUUUAGGUGUAUAUUGCCCUACAUUUAUGAUGAAGAUCAAGAGCAGUGGUUAAGAUAAUUAUUUUUUGUAUGAAUCAGAAUUAUAUUGGUUCUGUGCAAUCAAAAGGCAUUAAUUGAAUGCUGAGGUUGAUAAGUUUGCAAUGACCACCUUUAACCCCAGAUUUGUGAUAUGUGUCAUCAAAGCAUCCAGUUCUGAAUGUCAUUUUCAUGGUUAUAAGAUUAUAGUUAUAAAAUAAACGAAUGCUAAA
Lemur catta (Ring-tailed lemur) is the source of this 2165-nucleotide messenger RNA. It is a transcript of the gene MOAP1, whose product is annotated as modulator of apoptosis 1. The coding region runs from base 436 to 1494 and encodes 352 amino acids. The record is from RefSeq and is a predicted model, not a curated record. Lineage: Eukaryota; Metazoa; Chordata; Mammalia; Primates; Lemuridae. The transcript is spliced from 2 exons. Gene Ontology annotation, biological process: regulation of apoptotic process.